GCCUGGCAAAGGCCAGCUAUAACGAGAACAGUACGCGGCUGCAGGACCUCAGAGCUCUUCUCAGGUUUGGAGUCCAUCAGGGCCCGCUCCUUGCUGGGCAGCCCUAACUCUGGACCAUCAGAGACAGGGCAGAGGAAUCAGUACAACCCCUUCUCUAGGAGGGAGGCGGUUGGUUGUUCUGAUCUUAAGCGCUGUUAGAAGAUCUGUUUUGAUCCAAACCAGGUGUCUGGGCCGAGUUAAUUCCACCCUGGAUCAAGCAAUUGAUCACAAGAUGUUUUUUUGGUUUGUGUGCUAUCUUGUGGUUGUGUGGCCGAUUUCUGGCUCAGAUGAGCGCUGCCCAGAGCUUCCCUCAGUGGACAAUAGCAUAUUUGUUGUAGAGGAGAUGGAAGGACAAAUUCUGGGGACUUACACUUGUAUGAAUGGCUACCACCUGGUAGGAGAGAAAAACUUGUUCUGCAGUGCCUCUGAGGGAUGGAAUGCUCCCACUCCCAAGUGCCACUUGGGCCACUGUCCUGCCCCUGUGCUGCUGAAUGGUGAGUUUAGUUCCCAGUUGCCUGUGAAUGUGAGAGACAAAGCGACGUUUCAGUGCCAUGAGGGCUACAUCCUCAAAGGCAGCAACUGGAGCCAGUGUGGAGAGGACCAGACCUGGGUGCCUCCCCUUCCCAUCUGCAAAAAGAGAGACUGUGGCCCUCCUGAGAAACCAGCUCAUGGCUGUUUUGAAGGAAGAGAUUUCAACUCAGGAUCUACCAUUACUUAUUACUGUGAAAAGUGGUACCAGCUGGUGGGCCCGCAGGAGCGGCAGUGCAUCGAUGGGGAGUGGAACAGCACACUUCCCGCCUGUGAAUUGAUCCAAGAAGCCCCCAAAUCAGCUCUGCAGACUGCGUCUGAGGAGGCGCUGCUUGCCUUUCAAGAGAGUAAGGAACCUUGCAAAGCCGUAAAGAACUUUGUGGAAAGAUUAAACGAAAAUGGUUUAACAAUGGAGGAACUAAAGUAUUUUCUGGAAAUAAAGAAAGCUGAGUUGAAGGUAAAAAUGUUGCCAAGACAUUGUAGCUGAGCUGACUGGAUAAUGGAAAUACACCUAUGAAUAAAUUUUCCCCUUGGUUCUGAAA
Molecule: messenger RNA, 1109 nt
Organism: Miniopterus natalensis
Lineage: Eukaryota; Metazoa; Chordata; Mammalia; Chiroptera; Miniopteridae
Source: RefSeq, a predicted model, not a curated record